Messenger RNA from Penicillium digitatum Pd1, 783 nucleotides. Its product is annotated as nicotinate-nucleotide diphosphorylase (carboxylating). Gene Ontology annotation, cellular component: cytoplasm. Gene Ontology annotation, molecular function: nicotinate-nucleotide diphosphorylase (carboxylating) activity. Gene Ontology annotation, biological process: NAD+ biosynthetic process; quinolinate catabolic process. The record is from RefSeq and is a predicted model, not a curated record. NCBI's taxonomy places the organism in Eukaryota, Fungi, Ascomycota, Eurotiomycetes, Eurotiales, Aspergillaceae.
AUGGCCUCGGCUCACGGAGAUCUGUGCCAUCUACUACCCGGCAACUACAAGCGCCUCAUAACAUCCUGGCUGGAAGAGGACUGCCCUAGCCUGGACUAUGGCGGCUUUGUCGUUGGCGAGGCAGAGGGCGAGGCCCACUUAUUAGGAAAGAGCAAGGGCAUCGUCGCAGGCGUACCAUUCUUCGACGAGGUCUUCUCGCAACUAGGCUGCUCAAUCGAAUGGCACAUCAAAGAAGGCGAAGUAAUCAUCCCAAUCCAGCACUGCGCAACCGUCCGCGGCCCCAUCCGCAAGAUUCUUCUCGGCGAGCGCGUAGCCCUAAACAUCUUGGCGCGUUGCUCAGGCAUUGCCAGCAAGAGCGCCUCCAUGCUCGCUGCGCUGCGUGCGCAGGGAUGGCAAGGUACCCUGGCUGGCACACGGAAGACAACGCCUGGGUUCCGGCUGGUUGAGAAAUAUGGAAUGCUUGCUGGCGGUGCCGACCCCCAUCGCCAUGAUCUGAGUUCCAUGACCAUGCUGAAGGAUAACCACGUGUGGGCAUGUGCGAACAACCGGGCUGCGGCGGACGGCGGUGCUGUGGACCCAUCAUCGAUUGAGUCUAUUGCGGCGGCUAUCCCGCGCGCCGUGCAGGCGGCCAAGGCUACUGGUGGGUUCUCAACAAAGGUUGAAGUUGAGUGUCGGAGUGUGGAGGAGGCAAAUGCGGCGAUUGAGGCUGGGGCUGACAUUGUUAUGCUGGAUAACUUUACUCCCGAGGGGGUGCGGGGGGGCUGCGGCACAGCUGAAGCGUGA